AUGCUUCUCCAUUCCAGCCUCAAUCCAGUAGGAAUGAACACGACAACUGGUAGUAGUGGUGCUACGCCAGCCUCUGCUCAAACCAACAGCAAUGCUCCCAACCUGGUUGUGGUUGAAAGUAGUAAGGCAGCACAACUUGGGGUCAUGAUGCCAGUCUCUGCUCGAGGCGGUGGUGGAAAUGUACUAUUUGUGAGCGACUCUCAGCAACAACGAAAACGAUCCAACUCGUUAGCACCCAAUGCGAAUGUAGAUUCCAUACUCCCUCCGUCCUCUUCUUUCAAUAGUACUAGUAAUAUUUUGAUUAAUACUAGAAUGUCCACGGGGUCUUUAAAUGAGGCCGUGUAUGGCCAAGAGGAUGGAACAAAACAAGCACAUUCUUCAGGCCCAUUGAGCGUAACCAUGUCCCACGGAUUACGUUCGGAAACGGGCACCUCACGAUCCUAUUCCUCUACACGAUCCUCACUCUUGUCCUCGGAGGUGUUGAGAUCAUUCGAGGAGAACAUUAUUACGUUUGUGGUCAGUUUGCAACAAAACUGCUUUUUUAAGGCUUCCUCUGCACAUAACCAAAAAUCAGCAUGGAGUUCAAAAAAGAGGCUUUCUAGCUCAUUUUCACGAUUUCUUACUUGGAACAAUGUUGGAUAUGCUCUGUUUUACUUGUAUCUCAUGAUUUCAACGUUGAGUCUUUCCGUGCCUUAUGAAGAUCGAAGUAGUUAUCAUUGGGGAGAUUGGGGAGUUUAUAUCAUGCUGGUAUUUGGAUUCUGCAGGACGUGGCUCAUGGAGAUGGUUCCCUAUAUAGGAAUUAUUGUGAUCAGUGGCGCUUUGCUGCUUAUUAUUGCAAUCGGAUCCAUCUUGUUUUAUGUGCUUUAUAGGCUUUCCAAAAGCGGAUCUCGCUAUACCAAAACACUACAGGCAAUCACAAACGUUCUCUUUGUCUUUCUCACAGUCAUUCAUCUUCCUUCAACUCACAUCCUUACAUCGUUUUUUAAUUGUGAUUUUAAUACCAUGACUUUGGUAAGAUUUAAACCUGAAAGUUGUCAAACGACCACAAAUUAUGUGCUCAUUAUUCUUUCUGCGAUAACUCUUGCACUUCAACUAAUUAUUACUCAAUUUGGAGUAUUGUUUUUUAUUGAUUUGAGCCCUCUGUCAGAUACUUUUUCCAAUAUAUCCAACCCUAUACUCAUAAUGUAUCUGGUAUUAACAAACCAGAUUUAUUGGAUUGCUGUACAGUUAGUUCCAUUUCAGUUCAGUUUUGUAUUGCCAAUUGUAUCCAUACUCAUUUCACUUAUUUUCAUAAUCUACUUGUUCUAUAGCGUUCCUUGUUUUACCAGGUGGGAAAAUUCUAUUUGGGCAGGUUUUGGGUUUGCAAGACUUGGUUUCUCGAUAGCUACUCUUUUAUUGACUACAAUUGGAACAGGAAUGAGACAAGAUGACGCAAACAUUCUUGGAGUGUCGAUUGCAAGUUCAUCUUUUAUAUUCGCACUUGUAUUAUUUGUUAUUGGAUUUUCAAUUAUGGAAAUAUAUACAAGACGUGUCUACAGUUCGAUCAGAGAUUUAAUUGCUCUGUACUUGGUAACAGAUGACAACAUGAAUGGAUGGAAACAAGCACCUGAACCCCACUUGAUUUCUUCUCUUUGCCAAAUCAUUGAUGAAGAAAACAAAUACAGGAAUGUCAACUUAUUUUUGAGGUUUGUCAUGCCUCUGGGAAAACAUUCAUCAUUGGUUUAUAAGCAUCCAGAUUUCAAUUUAGCAUUAUACUUUGUGAAGGGAUCAAUUUCUCAAAAAACAUUUCAUGACAUUGAUUUGUUUAUUUCUGCAGCAACUUUACUAUCAAACUUUGUUCAAGAUGAUAUCAACAUCUCUGUUUUCUCUUCCACCUUGCUAAACAGAGCGUUAAAGUUACACCCAACUGUUAUCAAACGAUACUUUAUUCAUUUAAGGAUUAAGGAAAUGGAGAUUCGUUCUACACAAUCACUGGGAGGAAAAAAGAAAGGCACUUUAGAAAUGAAAACAAUUCUUCAAAAGUUGGAACACAAACAGCAAAAAUUGAAACAUUUACACAAGUUAUUUUGGAAAGAAUUGAUGAACGAAAUAAUUUCAGAGUCGAAAAUUAUUUCCAUUAACCAGCAAAUUGAAAUUGUAACAGAUGAAUGUGAGGUUUUGUUUAGCACUCUCAUGAUUAAUUUUGGAAGCGACAAAUCCGCAAUUAGAGCCUACGCUCAAUUCUUGGAUAACUUUCUCUUUCAAAAGGAAAGCGCAGCAGAAUUGUUCAACGAAGCAAGUUUAAUUGAGGAAGAAGAAUCAAAAAAAGCAGUCCAAUCACGAAGACCAACAGUGAAAUCAAAUAGAAUCAUGCCUCUCCCAACUACUCACGCUGACGAGCUUAGUGAAAAAAAAGUUGAGCGCGAAGACUUGUUUGAUGAAGAAAUUGAUGAAGAUAGCUUUGGAGGAUCUUCUGACGUUAUUCCAUCAUCUCAGAAAAAGGAAAUACUUUUCAGAAGUGCUUUAUUGUCGAGAGAGGAUCACAAAAUAGUUUACAUCUCUUUGUUAUUGUUCGUUGCCCUUUGUGUUACAAUGCUCGUUGUUGGAUUGGUGAUUAAUAUUACAUUCUCAAAUGAAAUUUCCUCCAAGGUGUUUCUUGUGAACCAAGCCUGUACCAUGAACUCAGUUAGCCACUUAAUUGCAUCAGGUAUUCGCUCGCUACAGUCUACCAUAAAAUACAAAGGCAUCAAUGACACAGGUUUGAUGGUAUCAUUCAGAGCACACAAAGAUCGGCUAAUAGUCCUUCAAGACAAGGCCAAAAUAGUUCAAAGUUUAUCCAAAUCUGUUGGUAUAUUUACAACAGAAAUGAAGUAUGAUUUUACGGCAGAUAGUGUGUCGUUGAAAAUGCCAAUAGUUGCCAAGACUCAAACUCUCGAAUAUGAACUCAAAAAUACUUCGCUGUCUGAGACAACCAAGUUGUUAGUUACAAAUAUUGACACACUACUUGGAUCAACCAUUCAACAGUACAAUCUAACACAUGAAUCCUAUGUAUUCUUAUUUUUUUGGUUGAACAGAGAGCCCUUAAAGGAUGCUUAUGAAAAGUUUUGUGUCAAUUUUAUUGAUAGGAAUCAAAUUGUAGCAAUGGAAAGAAGAAUGAUCUACAUUAUUUUAGCUGUGUGUAUUAAUGUUAUAAUGUUGCUAAUGAGCGCUUUAUUUUUAGUUGCCAUCAAUAUUCACCUUCGUAAAAUAUUUAAGGUGGUAAGAUUGUUUAAACAUAUUGAUAAGGAUCAAGUAGGUGCAGUCUUUCAUAAGCUUGACACGAAUACCAAAGACAAUAUCCAAAAGAUUGACAGUGCAAACUUUACACCUAUGAAGAUUAUUCUACUCGCAAUAUUGGCAAUAGUGAUUUGUUUCUUCUUGUCAUCCUCAUUGAUUAUGGCCGAAUUUUUUUUGAACUUGGACGAUUCCUACAUAGCCAUGUUGAACGUUGCUGAGGCUACACGAGUAUUAAUGCAUAGCCAGGUCGUAAACUUUGGUUUGGAUGAGAUUGUGUUUGACCAGAAUAUGCAACCAGGAGAAAAUGAAAUUUAUUUUGCGAGUAACAAGGUCUAUUUGGCUAAAUCUAUAGAUGCAUGGAAUAAUUUGAUAUAUGGAGCUGCCUUUAACGGUCACCGUUCUAUUCUUUCUGAAAAUAUAGACUCAGUAAUGUCGCACAAGAAUUGUUCGGCAACUGACUAUUCUUGCUUUGGGCUGGAUCAGCUGCUUGACCUAUUAUCAUCACAAGCAGAUGAAAUGAACAAUCAAGCCUAUCACCGGUUGUACAGUCCCCCUAUUCUUUUUGAUAGAUUCAUGCAAUUUUAUAGUGCGAGCAAAAUAAUGGCCUACAAGCUCUAUGCAUUUAUUGAUGCGUAUGUUGCGUUACACCAAAGCCCCUCUCGUGUACUUACAGGAAUAUUUGCAACUUUUGGAUUUGUUUCGUUGCUUGCUCUCACAUAUUUUACUAACAGUCAAUUGCAACAAUAUUGGGGUCAACUUAAUCAACUCAGAGCAUUGUUAUGCUAUGUGAAUUGGGAGACAUUAGAUAACAAUGACCAACUCAGAGAAUAUGCUCUACAUUUCCAAUUCGCCACCAAAAAGAGCACCUCCAAAAAAGGAAAGUUUGGUAGAUUAUUUUCCUUAAUAUCUCCAGUCUCAGAUAAUGAGGAUGAGCAAGCAUUUGCACAAGUUAAAGCUGUAUUGGAUAGUACUGUGGAGGGAUCAAUCAUUUGUAAUGUCGACGGAUCUAUUAAGUUUUUCAAUCAAGCAGCUCAAGAUAUGUUCGGUUUUCGACAAUCAGAGGUGGUUGGAACGAAAAUUUCAAAUCUCUUCUCAAAGAAACAAGUUAUUGAAAAAAUAGAAGCAACUAUUGAGCGGAUGAAAAAAGCAACAACUAAUUUUGGAGAGACUUUCGAAAAACUAAAGGCAAGAAGGAAAAAUGGAAAAACUUUUCCUUUGAGAGCAAAUUUUUGCGUGAGCGUAAUUAAUGGAGACAAUGAAAAAACAAAGAAAUUAAUCAUUAGCUGUUUUAUGAAAGACAUCACAACAGAAUUGAAACAUUCAAUACUAAUCGCACAGGAGAAAGCUAAAUCUGAGGCUUUAUUGUUGAAUAUUUUACCUCUUCCUGUUGCAAAUCGUCUGAAAGCAGGAGAAAAGAAUAUCUAUGAAAAUAUUAAGGAUGUCACUUGUUUAUUUUCAGAUAUUGUCGGAUUUACCAGCAUGAGCAGCAAAUUAGAGCCUAAUCAAGUUGUAGAAAUGCUCAACAUUAUUGUUAAUCAAUUUGACCUUUUGUGUGAUCGACUUGGCUUGGAAAAGAUUAAAACCAUCGGAGAUGCUUAUUUCUUAGCAGGUGGUUUACAUAACAAGGAGACAGAUCAUCCUGAGAAGGUGUUACUAUUUGCAUGUGGCCAAUUCUCCAUUCUUUACAAUUACAAUGUAAAACGAAAUGCAAAUCUGAAUGUUCGAGUUGGCAUUCACACUGGAAGUGUUACGGCUGGAGUGUUGGGUUCUUCAAAAUUCAGCUACGACUUGUGGGGUGACACUGUGAACACAGCGUCACGUAUGGAAUCAACUGGUAUUGGUGGUAGAAUUCAAAUCUCUCGUCAAACCUAUGAGCGAGUAUAUGAUUUGUAUGAAUUUGAAUCAAGAGAAGUGGAAGUCAAAGGAAAAGGUCUUCAAACGACAUAUCUACUCAUGCAAAAGUAUCACCAAAAUCCAGAUCCUCAAGCUGAAGCGUUCAAUGCUGACAAGUUACUCGGUUUUGAACUUGCUGAAAAUCAGGAAAAUUCAAACUUGAGCAAGUAUCACUUAUCGGUAGAGCCUUCUGAAUUUGAUGCUUCUGAAGUUGAAGAUGAAGAGAAGAGAGAAUAA
Molecule: messenger RNA, 5385 nt
Organism: Naegleria lovaniensis
Lineage: Eukaryota; Heterolobosea; Eutetramitea; Acrasida; Naegleriidae
Exons: 11
Coding region: 1-5385 (1794 amino acids)
Biological process (GO): cyclic nucleotide biosynthetic process; intracellular signal transduction
Molecular function (GO): phosphorus-oxygen lyase activity
Source: RefSeq, a predicted model, not a curated record